Molecule: messenger RNA, 1324 nt
Organism: Oxyura jamaicensis (ruddy duck)
Lineage: Eukaryota; Metazoa; Chordata; Aves; Anseriformes; Anatidae
Exons: 10
Coding region: 1-897 (298 amino acids)
Molecular function (GO): protein binding
Source: RefSeq, a predicted model, not a curated record
AUGAAAGAACCUUGUAUCGAGCACUUUAAAAAGCUGAGGACGUUACCAGCUUUCCCCUUCACUGUCAUCAUUACAACAAGUUCCUCAGGUGUAACUACAAGCAAUCAGAAAUUCUGUAAGUCUUAUUCAACCUGCUGCUCCAUCCUGAGUGAUACAGAUAUUGUUCCACCACUUUUAUCACCAAGCAGAGGAUUCAUCAGGCAGAACUGGGACUCGGGGCUGCCUUCCCUGCUUCCUUCUGAUUCCUUCAAGUAUCUCAGCUGGCAUGACAUAGAGGAACAUGAUGUUCAAGGAAAUCAGCUCCACUGUCCCCGGGUGAGAAAAGGGCCUUCAGAAGAAGAGCUGUUUUUCAGAGGAGAAGAACAUACUCUGAAAAAAAGAAAACUUGUAACUGACACAGAGAAGUGGCAAAAGAAACUUCAGGAGAACUGGGAAAACUGUGCUGAGUUGAACCUCUCAUUUCAGGACCUGGGUGAUCUUUACCAAGUGGAAAACUUCAGGAGAAUUCUCCAAAGAUUAAUUCGUGUGGAAAAACUGUGGUUGGUGGACAAUUCUUUGACAGACCUAAGUGCCAUACGGUUGCCAAGAUGCAGAGAACUAAAUGUCAAUAAAAACUACUUUACAUCCUUCAAACAGCUGCCAAAAAUACCUCAGAUUCAGCACUUAUCACUGGCUGAAAAUAACAUUAUGACACUAAGUGGAAUAUCAGACUUGAGACACACUCCACUCGAAUCCCUUAUACUCAAGAGGAAUCCCUGUGAGUUUCAAGAAAGCUACAGGCAACAUGUAUUCUUCAGUUUGCCAAAUCUGAAAAUACUGGAUGGUGUCCCAAAACUACCAGAGGACUUUUCACCCCCAGAUCCCAGUUGUUUUCCCAAAAUGUGUACUGUGCUCUAGCACUGUGUUCUUGUUGCAUCACAACUGUGCUCGAAUCACCUUACUUUAAAGAAUCAAUAAAUCCUGCAAGUGGAAGUUAAUAUUUUUUUCUGAUCAAAGAGGGAUUCAGUCAGAAUUAAAACUCUUCUGAAUGUGUUCAUGAUACCACAGACAUCAACCUCGGCCGACUUGCUGAGGCCCCUUCCCAAUGGUCUGAAGACAGCUACCAACACGCAAAUGGAAGCAAAUAAGGAGGCAACAUGGUGCUAAACAAGUGAGAGUAUCAUGACAACGAAGAGUCACUACCAACAUUCCAUCCCACCGUGGACUCCUAUAAAUAUAUCAGCUCUGACAGGUGAUGUACGUAUUUAAUGCUAAUGCUGUCCAGUUUUCCUAGUGGUUGAGUGAUCCCUCAGCUAACUGCUCUUGGAAAAUCAGAGAAGAGCAA